CGGGAGUAACUUUCCUGUCCACUACGAAAACUUCACUGAAAUAGAAGAAAAGUCAUAUGUGCUGAGAUUUCUAGGGAAUUACAACGGAGCGAGACACACCAUCAUGGAAUUUUUUGUAUUCCUCAGUGCAAUAUUGACUAGACUUUUCUUCUUUCUUCACUCAUUAGUCGGAGUUUGGAGAGUCACUGAAAUUAAACAUAACUCCAUGUACUGGCUGCUGGCUCUGUCGAACAUUUUACUGUGCAUUGAGACGGUGCUGACCCUGAAACUUAAGAAGGGAAGAGGACCUAAAUGGUUUUCACCUCCUAUAUUCUGCUAUUUAAUAAGCAUAGUGCCAUCUCUGUGGCUUCUUGAAAUAAACUAUGAUCAUCAGGAAUGUGUUAACAAUAACAUAUCAGUGGAAACUAAUGGAACAGCAGGAAAUGAUAUACUAAGCCAGGCCAAUACAUUGAUUUCAUCAAUCUGCCAAUCAGCCUGGACACUAGGAUUACACCAGACAUUUCUUCUGCUCUUGAUUAUUGGGAGAUGGCUACUGCCAAUCGGAGCAGGGAUAACCCGUGAUCAGCUUUCUCAGCUUCUCCUUAUGUUUGUGGGCACUGCUGCGGAUAUUUUGGAAUUCACUAGUGAGACGAUGGAAGUAGUUGUCGUAAGAGAAAACAUCAUAUUGGUUUACUCAAUCCUUGGAAUAUGGACAUGGAGCAUGUUACAGUUCCCACUUGAUCUGGCUGUAAAAAAUAUUGGAUGCCAACAAGGAUCUUCCUCCAAGAGGCGCCUGUGUUUACUAUUCUGUAAAUACAGUGCAGAUCUUUGGAACAUUGGAAUUAGUCUACUGAUUCAAGAUGGUCCAUUUCUCAUAUGCCGUAUCAUCCUUAUGGCCUAUUUCGGUGUGAUUAGCCAAAUGCUAGUAUUUUUUGCUGCCAAAAAUUCCCUGGUUGUCAUGUUGCAGCUUUAUCGUCUUAUAGUAUUGUUCAUAGACUUCCAGUCUUCUUUUGAAAAUAAUGACAAAAAAACAAAAAUGGAAGACAGCUGCUGUCCAUGUGAAUCCACCGAUAACCAAGAAGAAAUAAUCAGCAGUGUUGAUAUUGAAACAAGGAGCACAGAAAACAACAGUACAGCUAUUAUAACUCUUGAUGAAUCAGAAGGACAAUGUUAA
This is a messenger RNA of Nanorana parkeri, 1153 nucleotides long. RefSeq names its product transmembrane protein 26 (gene TMEM26). Bases 104 to 1153 code for a protein of 349 amino acids. Lineage: Eukaryota; Metazoa; Chordata; Amphibia; Anura; Dicroglossidae. The record is from RefSeq and is a predicted model, not a curated record. The transcript has 6 exons.